AGCAGUGCAAAGAGAGCCAUUUCAAGAGGCGAUCAAGAGACAAAGACAGCAUAGCAUCAUGGUGUCUGCUGGCCUUCAGAUGCUGGGCACCGCCCUGGCCAUUAUAGGAUGGAUUGGUGUCAUUGUGGUCUGCGCACUUCCCAUGUGGAAGGUCACAGCCUUCAUUGGUAAUAAUAUUGUGACGGCACAGAUAUCAUGGGAGGGAAUCUGGAUGAGCUGUGUUGUGCAGAGCACUGGACAGAUGCAAUGCAAAGUCUAUGACUCCAUGCUGGCCCUCUCGUCAGACCUUCAGGCUGCCCGUGCCCUCAUCAUCAUUUCCAUCGUGAUUGGAAUCUUGGGCAUCCUUCUGGCUUUGGCUGGUGGCAAAUGCACCAACUGUGUCGAGGACGAGAGCUCCAAAUCCAAGGUUGGUGUCACUUCGGGAGCGAUUUUCAUCGUAGCUGGGGUGCUGUGUUUAGUCCCGGUGUGCUGGACAGCCCACGUCAUCAUCCAGGACUUCUACAAUCCCUUGCUCAAUGCGGCUCAAAAGAGAGAGAUUGGAGCAGCACUUUACAUUGGCUGGGGGGCCGCCGCCCUGUUGCUCAUUGGGGGAGGUUUGCUCUGCUGCAACUGCCCGCCAAAGGAGGAUAGAGGAAAUUACACAGCCAAGUAUAACGCUGCCCCUCGGUCUGACGCUUCUGCACCCACCAGAAAAAACUUUGUGUGAAACUAAGAUCUAAUGGAUUCUGGAAAUAAUGGAUAAUGGAUUCUACCUUUGAUGUUUACAAUCUUGGGUUUGUCCAAGGUGUAAUGGCUCAGAGAGUUUGGAGCUAAGCAGGUAUCAUGGGAACUUGAAAAGCAUUGAAUGAAAAGCCAAUGGUACAAGUUUCCCCAAAUUUAUAUACACAGUACUUAGAAAACAAGAGGAAAAUGAGGAACCACUUAAAUUGUUUAAAAAACCUCUUGUCAGUUAAAGGAGGCUAAGCUGGAAAUCUGUCUUGUCUGAAUAUGAUUUAAUUGUUAACUCUUUUGUAAUACGGUCCUGAUAAAUGUGUCAUGUGAUUUACUUUUAUUAUGCUUUUUCGUUUUUUUAAAGUAUUCAAACUCAUGUUUUUUUUUGUAAAUAUUCCAAUUAUAUACAGCAAACAGCAACAUAUUUGGACAUUUUUCUGCUUUUUUGAUAUGAACACAUGUCAAAUGGAAAAAAUAAAAAAAUACAUAUUGCUAUUAUA
Molecule: messenger RNA, 1211 nt
Organism: Myxocyprinus asiaticus (Chinese sucker)
Lineage: Eukaryota; Metazoa; Chordata; Actinopteri; Cypriniformes; Catostomidae
Product: claudin-4-like
Exons: 1
Coding region: 59-706 (215 amino acids)
Biological process (GO): bicellular tight junction assembly; cell adhesion
Cellular component (GO): bicellular tight junction; plasma membrane
Molecular function (GO): structural molecule activity
Source: RefSeq, a predicted model, not a curated record